AUGGCUAGUAAUGGCCAGUCGCGGAGACUCUUCUCCAUCACAAUCUUCGGCUACAAGAAGGACGACAUGGAUGAAACGGAGUACCAUGACUACAUCAGCAACGUCCAUGCAGGCCAUCUGAAAGCGUUGCUUGCCAAGAACGACAUUGUCUCCUACACCAUGCAACACAACACCACUGCCGAGCGCGAGCUGCUGAGAAAGAUCCGCUCGGACAUCCCCGCCGAGAAGGAAUCUGACGCAGAUGCCAUUGUGCAGAUUGUCUUCAAGGACAUUGAAGACUAUCUCAGGGCGCGGAAAGAUCCGCAUUUUGUCCAGGUCGUCGACCCGGAUCAUGUCAACUUUGCGCAUCCCAAGAAGACAAAGUUUGUGACGGGGUGGUACGAGGUCCAUAUAACGGAUAGCCAGGUAGUCUCGUAA
Molecule: messenger RNA, 417 nt
Organism: Lasiosphaeria miniovina
Lineage: Eukaryota; Fungi; Ascomycota; Sordariomycetes; Sordariales; Lasiosphaeriaceae
Product: EthD domain-containing protein
Exons: 2
Coding region: 1-417 (138 amino acids)
Molecular function (GO): oxidoreductase activity
Source: RefSeq, a predicted model, not a curated record